GGGCACGAUCUGUAGCGCUUUUUAUUUCAGAGUUGUUCCUGCAACGGAUCUGAGCAGCAGAAUGAGCGGAAGAGGAAAGACCGGCAAGGCUCGAGCCAAGGCCAAGAGUCGUUCAUCCAGAGCCGGACUCCAGUUUCCCGUGGGCCGUGUCCACAGGCUCCUGCGGAAAGGCAACUAUGCCGAGCGUGUCGGCGCCGGCGCUCCAGUUUAUCUGGCCGCCGUGCUGGAGUACCUGACUGCUGAGAUCCUGGAGUUGGCCGGUAACGCCGCUCGUGACAACAAGAAGACUCGUAUCAUUCCUCGCCACUUACAGCUCGCUGUGCGCAACGACGAGGAGCUGAACAAACUGCUCGGCGGAGUGACCAUCGCUCAGGGUGGUGUGCUGCCGAACAUUCAGGCGGUACUUUUGCCCAAAAAGACCGAGAAGGCCGUCAAGACUAAAUAAAUUCACCCACUACUGC
Neoarius graeffei (lesser salmon catfish) is the source of this 461-nucleotide messenger RNA. Its product is annotated as histone H2A-like. The coding region runs from base 62 to 445 and encodes 127 amino acids. The record is from RefSeq and is a predicted model, not a curated record. NCBI's taxonomy places the organism in Eukaryota, Metazoa, Chordata, Actinopteri, Siluriformes, Ariidae. Gene Ontology annotation, molecular function: DNA binding; structural constituent of chromatin; protein heterodimerization activity. Gene Ontology annotation, cellular component: nucleosome. The transcript has a single exon.